Messenger RNA from Aspergillus uvarum CBS 121591, 4786 nucleotides. Its product is annotated as putative G-protein beta WD-40 repeat-containing protein. The record is from RefSeq and is a predicted model, not a curated record. The transcript has 4 exons. Gene Ontology annotation, biological process: nucleoside metabolic process. Lineage: Eukaryota; Fungi; Ascomycota; Eurotiomycetes; Eurotiales; Aspergillaceae. Gene Ontology annotation, molecular function: catalytic activity; protein binding. The coding region runs from base 1 to 4743 and encodes 1580 amino acids.
AUGACGGAACCUCGCGGAAUGUUCAGCCACAGCGACUACACUGUCGGCUGGAUUUGCGCUUUACCAGAAUCUGAGCUAGUAGCGGCUAUGGCUAUGUUAGACGAAAAGCAUCCAGUCCUUCCGGCAAUUGAUCCCCAUGACUCAAAUUCAUACGUUCUUGGAACAAUCGGCGACCACAAUGUUGUAAUCGCGUGCUUGCCAGCAGAAACAACGGGCAAGGUGUCUGCCGCUACUGUUGCUAAAGACAUGAUUCGCAGCUUUCCAGCUGUUAGAUUUGGGCUUAUGGUCGGGGUUGGGGGAGGGGUACCAUACUUUAACGCUGGAGGAAGUGAUCACCGAACGGAAGCCAAAGAAGGGGGAGAUUCCGAAGACUCAGACGAGUCAGAUGAUGACCCAGCAGACACACGGGAUAUACGACUGGGUGACGUGGCGAUAAGCCUCCACUCCAAGUCCUCAGAUGCUGUUGUGCAGUACGAUUUUGGGAAAUCGUUGCAGGAAAAAAGGUUCAUACUUAGCGGCGGCAAAUUAAACAAGCCUCCAAGUAUUCUUCUAGGUGCCGUUGCUCUCCUCCAAGCACAGCAUCGGAUGGAAGGCCAUCAGAUUCUGAAGACACUAUCGAAUAUUAUGUCGACAUAUCCGGCGCUCGCGACAAAGUUCCAGCAUCCAGGACCCCAGAAGGACUACCUAUUCAAGGCAGAAUUUAUUCACGAGACAGGCAAGAAGACGUGCAAGCGUUGCCGCAGUCAGGACAGUAACCUUGUAAAAAGGGAUUACCGGUCUGAUAACUCUCCACGAUUACAUUAUGGGACCAUCGGGUCAGCGGACCAAGUGAUGAAGGACGCCCUUUUGAGAGAUAAGUGGGCACGGGAGGAAGGCAUUAUCUGCUUUGAAAUGGAAGCUGCUGGACUUAUGGACUCAUUUCCCUGUCUUGUCAUCCGAGGCAUUUGCGAUUAUGCUGAUUCCCAUAAGAAUAAAAUCUGGCAGCCGUACGCUGCGGCGACAGCGGCAUGCUAUGCAAAAGAACUCCUUCAUGUUAUCUCAGGGCAGGGUGUGAUGAUUAUGGAUCCUAUUAAGCAAAUCAAGAAAUCUGUGAGAGAAGUCUAUUCCAUUGUCAAAGACACAAGUGCCGCAGUACAGGACCUCAGCAUGAGAAGCAGACAGCGCAAAGUCCUCGACAAGCUGCCCUAUGUAGAAGGCUCGAGCUUUGAUGCGUCAGAUGCUGAGCACGAAGCAAGAUGCCAUCCUGAAACGCGGAUUGAUUUGCUUAACCAGAUUCUUGAGUGGGCGGAUAAUCAGAGGGGAGAAUGUAUUUUCUGGUUGAAUGGUAUGGCCGGAACCGGCAAGUCCACCAUUUCUCGGACAAUCGCUCAGCGCUUUUGGAAAAAGAAGCAACUUGGUGCCAGCUUCUUCUUUAAACGUGGAGAAGGUCAACGUGCUAGCGCCAAGAGGCUCUUCACCACUAUUUGCGCACAACUCUUGCUUCAAGACCCCACCUUAAUCCGCUAUGUUGAAUUGACUAUUGAUAAAGACCCUUAUAUAUCAGGGAAAUCAUUGAAGGAGCAAUUCACCAAGCUACUCCUUGAGCCAAUUCUCAGCCUGGACGGGGGUGAGUGCACAAAUGUUGUCAUUUUGAUCGAUGCGUUAGAUGAAUGCGAUAAUAAAGAUGACAUCCGAACUGUACUUCAGCUUUUGCCGGAUGUGCAGAAGUGCAAAUCACGCAAUAUCCGAGUAUUCAUUACAAGCCGUCCUGAAUUGCCGAUUCGCCCUGUCUUUGAGCAAACCAACAAUUAUCGAUGUCUAGCCCUCCACAAUCUAUCCGAGACCGUGGUUGGAGAAGACAUUCGAAUUUUCAUUAACGACGAAUUCUCGCUGAUAAAAGAACGUCGAAAGAUCCUCGGUCAAUGGCCGGGAGAUGAUGUUCUUGAAACUCUAGUCAGGAGAGCAGUUCCAUUGUUCAUUUCCGCAUUUACCAUGUGUCGAUUUGUGGAUGACUCAAAUUGGCUUCCUGAAGAUCGUCUUUUGAUGCUUCUUGAAAAUCCAGCAGCAACUUCAGGCUCUUUAAUGGACAGGACAUACUUGCCUGUCUUACAGCAACUCCUGUCGGGUGCAAUUGACCAUGAGAAAAAGCAACUGGAGCAAGAAUUUCAGGAUACAGUUGGGGUUAUUAUCCUUCUUGCUAGCCCACUUUCAGUAAGGGCUCUUGCGCAGCUGACAGGGAUACGUGAGAGGAUAAUUGCUACUCGACUACAAAGAUUUCAUUCAGUUCUUCGUAUACCAGCAAACCCUGAGGAACCAGUCCGUAUCCUGCAUCUAUCAUUUCGAGAUUACCUCGUGACAACAACAGAGAAGAGUUUUUUUGUUGAUGAGCAAGAGACACACAUGAAGAUAGCAUCAAAUUGCUUCCGAAUCAUGGAGACCCAUCUUCAACGCAAUAUUUGCGGGCUAACCAGUUAUGGAACAGGAUUUAAAGACAUAGAUCCUCAGGCUAUCAGCCAUCAUCUCACAGAUGACCUGAAAUACUCCUGUCGGUACUGGGUGUAUCAUGUUCUUGCAAGCGACACUUUGGAUGAUUUUGAGGUGCUAUCUUUUCUUCAGAAACAUCUUUUGCACUGGUUGGAGGCUUUGAGCUUGAUGAGGAAUACGCCUGAAGCAUUGAGACUCAUUAGAGAUCUGCAGUCAGAAGUAUUGGUAGGACUUCGUCAUGACCUCGUGGGCUUCCUUCAGCACGCGGAAAAGUUCGUUCUCAGUGUCAUUCACAUCGCUGACAUUGCUCCACUUCAAAUAUACUGUUCGGGCCUUCAAUUUUUACCCUCAGCCAACGUUAUCCGUCAGUGUUUCAGGCACGAAAUCUAUGAUCAAAUUCAAAUUCAAUCUGAGAUUGAAGAGGCAUCCUCAUUGACGCUUCAGACUCUAAAUCUCACGGACCACGUCAAUAGUGCUAUCUUUUCCCAUGAUUCUGAACUGCUUGCCGCAGCUCUGAAAGACGAUACUAUUCAAGUCUGGAACUCCAACAGAGGAGAACACCUUAAGCUACUCAUCGGUCAUCAAGAUUCAGUCCAAUCUAUUGCCUUCUGCAAAGAUUCCAGAUUCCUUGCCUCAUGUUCACAGGAUCACACCAUCAGAGUUUGGGACAUUGAAACUGGUGAGAACAUCAUAACAUGUAAGGAACAUAUCAAUGCUAUUUAUAAUAUUGCUUUCUCUAGUGACUUUCAAUUGCUUGCUUCCGGCUCGGCUGAUCGUUCUAUCAAGAUCUGGAGUACUUGUGACUGGAAAUGCCAGCGAACACUUGAGGGACAUAAAGGUUCAGUUCUCUCUGUUGCUUUCUCUGGUAAUUCAUUUUGGCUUGCUUCUGCUUCACGAGAUCGUGAGGUCAGAAUUUGGGAGACCUGCAACUGGAACUGUGUCAAGACACUUAAGCAUGGUGGUGAAGUUACCUCGGUAACGUUUUCUCAUGAUUCAUCGUGGCUUGCUUCUGCUUCUGUCGAUCGCAAAAUCAAAAUCUGGGAUACUAGCAACUGGGAAUGCUUAGCAACACUCGGAGAGCAUAGGGAAAGAGUCACCUCUGUGAACUUCUCCCAUGACGCUACUCGGCUUGCUUCAGCUUCAGGGGAUCAGUUUGUCAUAAUCUGGAACACCAGCACCUGGCAAUGUUCACGGAAAUUUCGAGGUCAUGGUGGUUGGGUUGAAUCAGUCGUUUUCUCUCACGAUUCAAAACGAUUGGCUUCAGCCUCCCUUGAUCAUACUGUUAGGGUUUGGGAUGCAACUCAUGCGUCAAUCGAACAGAUCUCAGAGAAUCAUGAUAGUUAUGUCGAAGCAGUCACAUUUCCCACCCACGAAAAACUUAUUGCUUCUGCUUCAGGAGAUUCUACUAUAAAGAUCUGGGAUGCCAGCAACGGUGCUCUUCUCCGGACACUUGAAGGUCACAAAGAUCCUGUUCUUUCAGUUGACUUUUCGCAUGAUUUUACUUUGCUGGCUUCCGGAUCAGCAGAUUGUGCUGUGAAGAUCUGGGAUACUAGUACUGGGAAAUGUCUAUGCAUGCUUGAAAAUUAUCAUGGUCACAGUGUUGUUGCAGUCAGCUUCUCUCAUGAUUCUCAAAUGCUUGCAUCAGCCUCACUCGAUCAAACAAUAAAUAUCUUGAAACGAGCAGGUGAUAAAAAUGUGAAGCGCCUCGGAAACCACGAAAGAGGGGUCUGUGCAAUUGCCUUUUCUCCCAACUCGGAGUAUUUUUCAUCUGCAUCCGCAGAUGGGUCAGUCAUUAUCUGGAGGACCAGCGAUUGGACUCUUCUACACAGGCUGGAAGACCAUAAGGCUUUGGUUAGCUCACUUACCUUUUCGCACGAUUCGAUAUUCCUCGCCUCAGCCGAUGAAAAGGGUACUGUCAUAGUUUGGGAUGCCACCAAGGGGGAACAGCAUCAUAUCAGAAAGAUGGAGAAAGAGACACGGCUUGGAAUUCUUGACAUGCAAACUUCUUGUCUGAGAACCACUAGAGGCGUCAUUGAUCUGUCUCUUUGCUCGGGAGAUGAGCAGUGCACCCGAUUUGAGUUACGAGAGGGCGGCCUAAGUCCAGACCGUCAGUGGGUUACCUGGAACUCGGAAAAUAAACUUUGGCUACCACCAGAGUACCGUCCGAGUGCCUGGAGGGGCAAUGCGUGCGCGAUAUCAGAGUCAAAAAUGGUUCUUGGUUCUGAUUCUGGACAGGUACUACUGCUUGCCUUCACAUCAGAAGAUCAUAGCAUGUUAUAGCCUGAAUUGAUCCAUUGAUGUGAAAGCUUCAGAGUGAUUCUCA